AUAUUUACCAUCUCAAUUGCAUUUUCAAAAUCUUGAGCAUCGAAUGAAGUCCAUGAGACAUUCACACGAAUCUCUACGAAGCGCAUCGGCAAAUGCCUGGUCCCAAUACCCGCAGAGCCUCACCUCGCUUCACCCCGCAUUUACGCUAAUGAACUUCUGCUUGAUUGAUUAGUACCUUGGAUUCGCUCAUCAACUUCAAGCUUCAAUUUCCAGCACACGAAUCCUUACUGCUUGCGCCAAUCCACCAGAACUCCCGCCAACGCAGGAAUCUUCACCAACCAUAUAUAUUACACCAAGCAAAAUCAAUCGCAAAGCAAAGAUAAAAUGGUGUAUUUAAAUACCGCCCAAGAAUGGCUCACUCAAUCUUCUCUCCUAUUAAAAGCGCAUCCUAGUACCGUACGUGUCCCUCUCCCUUCCCCUUUCCUCCCCUCUUUCCUCCCAAAACAACUAACACAUCCUCAAACAGACCCGCAUAACAACCAAAUACACGAUCCUCCACGCCUCUUCCUCCCCCCACGCACCCUCCACAACACACUCCACGCCCAGCAAACCCCGUCUCCCAAAGCCCUCCUCCUCGCAACCCGCACCUCCGCGAGCAACCCUCACAAUAACAACCUUUCACCCACACUCAGGUGUAAACCUUAAAUAUACAACUAAUAAAGCGGCGGAAGUAAGUCGAUUGAUACAAAUUAUGGGACGACUUGGGAAAUUGAUGGCGGGAUUACCGGAGGAGAAGGAGGGAUUGGGGGAAAUUAAUAUGGGUGAGGCGCCUGUGGGUGUUGAGGAGGAGAAGGGGGAGGAAAAGGAGAAGGAGGUUGGAAAACAGGCGCAAGCACAGAUGCAGACGGCGCAGACAGCGGGAAAGGGAAAAAAGAAGAAGGGAAAGAAAUAAACGGAUGGUUUAAGAAAUUUGAUUGGGAGGAUCUGGUGGAUAGAUUCUGGUGUUGCUGGAAUAAGUUCGAAGGAUUGGUUGCACAGUGCCACAACUCGGAAGAUUUAUAAUCUAUCUACGGCAUCACAUCACAUCAGUCUUUACAUCGCAAAUCCUCGCUCCUUGCCCGAAAGAGGGUCGAGGGGAAAACACAUAUGGAUUGAGCUGUGUUCCAGCAUGACUUGCUAUACAUAUCACUUUGGUAUACUGUAGAAAUUUGCAUGGUGAGGCUGGCGAAGGACUUUUGGGCAUAGAGGAGAUAGAUACAUGGCUGGCUGAUAUGCUCAUGUGUACUAAAGUAAAUAUAUCAUUCAUCCAAGAUAUC
This is a messenger RNA of Sclerotinia trifoliorum, 1256 nucleotides long. NCBI's taxonomy places the organism in Eukaryota, Fungi, Ascomycota, Leotiomycetes, Helotiales, Sclerotiniaceae. The record is from the annotation of a GenBank genome assembly.